Molecule: messenger RNA, 3942 nt
Organism: Gadus macrocephalus (Pacific cod)
Lineage: Eukaryota; Metazoa; Chordata; Actinopteri; Gadiformes; Gadidae
Gene: dalrd3
Product: DALR anticodon binding domain containing 3
Exons: 13
Coding region: 256-2010 (584 amino acids)
Biological process (GO): arginyl-tRNA aminoacylation; tRNA C3-cytosine methylation
Molecular function (GO): ATP binding; arginine-tRNA ligase activity; tRNA binding
Source: RefSeq, a predicted model, not a curated record
AGGAAAUAGAUCCCCGGGAAACAAUAUCUACAUGUAGGUAGUUCCGCUUGGAAAUACAGCAUCCAAUGCAGUCUUUUGCAGCUGGUAAGGGGGUCGAUUGGUGAUCAAUUGCAGGGGGCAGGAACGCGUGGACUCGCUUAUUGGGAACCAUAACAGCCAUCUACAUCUAUAACGACUGAUACAUAGUAUAACGAGCAGCCCGCGAUUGCACAUAAUCCCGACGAGCUGACUUGUUCAGCGUUUAAUGUGGACGUGAUGGAGAAAAUCGAGGAGUCGUCGCCUCUCCGGAUCACCCCAACCGUGCAGGCGCUGAGCUUUGCUCUGAGGGGGAAGCGUCCCAAUACUCCCGGUGCCCACAGCGGUCGGGGUCCGGGCGAUGUGGACAAAUCUGGGGGUGAACCGGCGGACAAGCUGUGGUUCAAGGAGAGCAGCGCCAAGAACCUGCGGAACCGAGAUUUCCUCUCGCCGACCACGAUGCUCAACACGCUGUACGCUGACGGACAGGUACCCCCCACGGUCAUGUCCCGGGUGCUCUCCCUGCGCGGGGGCGGGGUCCUGCCCCUGGCGGGGGCCGAGGUCAUGGGGGAGGGGCUGCGGCUGAGGGUGGACCGCGCGGCGUCCUUCGGGGCCGUCCUGGCGGGCGGGGCCAGCGAGUACAUGAAGCCCUCGGUGCAGAGGCAGGGCCGCGUGGUCAUCAACUGCCCCGCGCUGCACCCACGGCCCAGCGGCCCCUCCCCCGCCACGCUGACGCUGGGCCAGCUGAGGACCGUGCUGGUGGCCGACCACACGGGGGCGCUGCUGAGAAGACAAGGGCUCACCGUGUCCUACUGCCCCGUGCUCCCCGAGGGGAGUGACGUCAUGGCCUUCCUCCACACGCUGGGCGUGGACUGGCCGACGGUGCCGGCCAGCUGGAGCGGGGCGCAGCGGGAGGAGAAGGUGCAGGAGGCGCUGGCGGGCUCCCCCUACCGGGAGGAGGACGAGCCGGGCCAGAGGAGAGGCGGUGGGGGGAGCCGGGGGGAGGAGGAGGAGGAGGAGGAGGAGGAGCAGCAGGGGGGAAGAGAGAAGGACGGAGCGCUGCGGGUCAACCUGAAGAGGGUGUUCCAGGAGGAGGGGCUGGCGGGCUACGACCCCAGCCUCGGCACCUGCACAGUACAACGAGACAGUGUGUCCCACUUGGCACAGCUGGAGCAUGCUGCAGCAGACUGCAAGGAAACCAUGGCAACAGUGCUGCAUGUGAUGUCCUGUCGGGACGAGUUCCGUCAGCAGCAGAUAGCCAUGUUGUGGAGAGCUUCAGGCGCCACACACACACAGAGACAUGUGGUGUGUGGGCCUGUGAAGACACCUGGCACAAACCUUACCGCUGAACAGUACCUCCAGCUGAGGAGAGGGCAGAUGAAGGACGCCUCAGAGAUGAAGUAUGGAGACCAGGUGGAAGGUCGGACAUGGGAUGACAUCAUCAGGGUCAUGACCUCUGCCACCAUCCGAUUCGAGCUGCUGUCAACUGUGCACACCAGUCCUGUCACAUUGGAUCUGCAGAGGGAAGGGGGCGUGUCCACCAAGGGGCCGAGGGGCGGGGUCUUUGUGAUGUAUAACUGUGCCAGACUUCACACGCUGUUUGACAGCUACGAGAGGGGGGUGGAGAAAGGACUGUAUCCAGAGAUACCAGAAGCUUCACAGCUUGAUUUCUCUGCUCUUAAAGAAGAGGGUGAGUGGAUUCUCCUCUUCAAUUACCUCAUCCCGUUCUCUGAGCUCCUGGACCAAUCGGGACAGUCUUUGGACUGUGAGGGGGGAGGGGCCAGAGUUAACAUUAAGACUGAACAGGUGUGCAAGUUCCUGGUGGCCCUCAGUAAAGACUUCAGCUCGUACUACAACAGAGUCCACGUACUUGGGGAGCCCCUGCCUCACCUCUUCAACCAGAUGCUGUGUCGUCUGCGGAUGUUGCGGGCGCUGACUGAUCUCUACCACAGCGCACUGGGGACCCUGCACCUCCCCCCCAUUAGGCAGCUAUAGCCGACCCCAUGCAGCCCUGAGCAGAGCAGUAUCUGGCGACUACUACUACUACUACUACUACUACUACUUCCACUACGACACUCUUCUCGUCUGUAAGUGAACAAUUGAUCUUUUAGGUUGGUGUUGGACGCCCCAUCCCCACCAGUCGCUUCACCAAGAAGAUGAAUCGAUAUGAUUUCCUUUUGCCCUCAAGCUCUACCCACCUAGAUGACACACUGCCGCCUAAUAAAGCACUCGUAAAACGUUGGCUCCCAAAGUACGAAGCGGUUUAUUUGGCCUUUCUUAGCCCCCCGGCUGCCUUUAAGAUAUUACUUCUGCCACUUAUUGCCAAAUAUUAAAGAGUUUUAACAAAUAUUGAGGCCAAGUUUUGCCGUUUUUAAAGACCAAUAUGUGUCUCGAUUUUAUUAUGCUACCCCUUAAUUACCCCUCACCCAUUCAUUAAACCUCUUCACCCUCUAUGCACAAUUUCUUGUUUCCACCUGACUAUUUCCACAGCAGGCUAGCAUGCUAAAGCAGACCUAGUCAGCAGUCAAUACUUCCCACCCACAGCUUAGCUUCUCUUAGCUCCCUAGCUACUCCUUGCUAUCGUUAGCUUGCCUAGCGUAAACCUGGUUUUGUCUUGAGCUUUGUCAAACUCCAAAUUCACCGCUUUUAUCACUCCCAAUUUAGCAUUAACGUAUAACCUUUAAGGAUAAAUAAGAGGAUUCUUUAAGUUUUAUCUGAUACCCACGAACCAUUUCCCUCGAUUUUCCACACCGUAUAGAAGUUGACCUUGUAUUUGAGGAUGACCUACAUAUAUAUUAGAAAUAUUUAUUGUUGGUUUCAAAAUAAUUGUACAGAAUUUUGCUUAUUUAAGUCUUAAUGCUCUAUUCCUUGAGAUAAUUAUAUUGACGUACUCUCCUCUUGCUGUGGUCAAACAAUUGCCAAAUGUUUUUUGCUAUCAAGCUUGUUUGUAUCAUGAAUCCAAUGGGGUUCUACACACGAUUGAAAGGUAGUCACGAUUAAAGACCAGUAUUGGGGGAAAUGUGCCAUAUUGGUAGAGAAAAAUGCAUGAGGAGAAUAUGAAUUAUAUUAAGCCUUGUCUCCCAAAAUGUGAUUUUCAGCUGUUGGUUUUGGUUUUGUUAAGUUCUCUAAAAGUGUAUUACAGUUUGAACUGAUGAAGUGUCCUAUUUACCUUUCUUUUUUUUUUAAAAAACAUUCACAUUCUAUGAUUUCUCAGAGAAGAUGCCUUUUUGUGGCACAAGUCUUUCUUUGUGUAUCCAUGUCUGCCAAUGUCUGACGUCACUUAUGUUGAAUGAACCAAAUGGUGCUCUCUCUGUGGGAAAGUUGACUUUAGAUUGGAGGGUAUUUUCAGUGGAGGAAAGGAAUGUUCUGUUAAAAGCUUGCUAGUGUUAUCUCCUAUACCCUGUUCCCUACCAUGUGCUGGAUGCUAUUAUGAAUACAGGGUAGAGAAUGAAAUGGUCAUUCUCAUUCACUGCUCAUGUUGUACUGCAUGCAUCUUAUAUAUAUAUGUUAGGUUGAACACCCCGCAUGCAUCACAGAACAGUCCUCCUCACACACACACACACACACACACGCAGAUACAGACAGGCAGACGAACUCUUCAGGAUACUGCUGGUUAGCUCACUGGUUUUUCCAAAACGGCAAAGUGUCCAUUCAAAUAACCAGGAUGUCUGCCAACUUAAAAGCUAUGUGAACAUUUUGUAGUACAGAAUUAUAUUGUUGUUGCCUAUCUUAAGAAGAAUAACCCUCAUGAUUAUCUGAGCCUUGAGUUCAUGAAGUUGACUAUAUAUUGUUGUAGUAUUUACACAAAUAGGAGCAUCACCGUUGCAUUGAAUAACGGCACCUGCAACAAUCAAUGAAAUCAUUCAACACUUGACGGCAUCUCGCUAACGUGUAAACUAAGGACCAGUAAACACAUUUCCACAUCUA